Nematocida ausubeli is the source of this 1020-nucleotide messenger RNA. RefSeq lists its product as uncharacterized. The transcript has a single exon. The coding region runs from base 1 to 1020 and encodes 339 amino acids. Lineage: Eukaryota; Fungi; Microsporidia. The record is from RefSeq and is a predicted model, not a curated record.
AUGCUAACAAAAUGCGCAUUAGAAAAUAUCACACGCGCUGAGUCUAUGAACUUGGAGCUACUCAUUACAGGUGCCCCUAACACGUAUCAUGAAGCAUCCUAUCACCUUGAUGUAGUGAAUGCUGAGGAGAGCGAGCCCUUUACCUUAGAGUCUUUUAGAAAGUCAAUUUUGGAGGCUCUGAAAGUUGGCAAGGAGUAUAUACUGGCGAAAGUAACUACUUCUGACCCAACAAACGCCACAUCACUGUAUAAUUAUUACUACUCUGCGUUUGAGAUUAACAAAAUUCUUUUUAAAUACGAAGCAGACAGACACCUUCUCCAUAGAAUGAAGGUCCGAAAUCCAAUGAAUAAUAUGUUUAUUAUGGGGCAAGUAUAUUACUACAAAAUAGGAUAUGAUUCUUUAGAGGCUGCGUUGCAGGAGUAUGACCAUCCUACAGCUGAGAGUGCACGCGGAAAGAUGAAAGCAUUCAGUGAGGUUCUUCCUAUUUCUAGAAAUACUCAUAGUUCUUAUAUAGACAAGCUUAGUGUGCAAAAAGAACCAGAGCUUAGAACUAUUUCAAGAGAUCUAUUUGAAAAUCUAGCACACCCACAGGAGACUGCUGUAGAUACAGAGAAGAAACUGCGAAUACGUGCAGUGUACUUCGCAAAUGACGGUGACUUUUUGGUUAAAUCUGGUACUAGAGAGUUUUUUAAGAAGAAUGCUGUGAACACAGAUGACUACUUUAUAUUUAAACUUGAGAGAACACAAAACGACUUUUUAGCACUUUUAGACUCUCCUACAGGAAGUGAGUCUAAUGACGAGGCAGAGACUUGGAAGAGAGCCCUUACUGCGCAUCUAAGCUUUAUAUUGGUGAUUAUGUGUCUUCUUCUGUUUCUUGGUACGUUCCCUCUGGUUUUCUUUAUUGUUUUUCCGCUUGUUAUUUUAUUUCUACUUUCUAUGCUCUUCUCUCUCUUCUAUAUAUUCUGUUGCAGAAGAAGAACUUUUGGAAGUAUAGAUGUAAAUGACGUGGAAGAAGUGUAA